Molecule: messenger RNA, 1522 nt
Organism: Diprion similis
Lineage: Eukaryota; Metazoa; Arthropoda; Insecta; Hymenoptera; Diprionidae
Product: allantoinase
Exons: 10
Coding region: 1-1401 (466 amino acids)
Biological process (GO): purine nucleobase catabolic process; allantoin catabolic process
Cellular component (GO): cytoplasm
Molecular function (GO): allantoinase activity; zinc ion binding; cobalt ion binding
Source: RefSeq, a predicted model, not a curated record
AUGUCUGUCUGUGAAAAUUUGUAUAAAAAAGCUUACCUGAGUUCUAAAGUAGUUCUCCCCGAAGAAGAUGGUGGUGUUCAACCAGCGAUAAUUAUCGUAAGCAAUGGAAAAAUUGAGGAAAUCAUUCCAUCAGUCGACGAGGAGGCAAUAAACAAUUUAACAAAUGAAAAUAUAUAUUUGGAAAAAUUUGGCUCACUGGUAAUCAUGCCUGGUAUAGUUGAUUCCCACGUUCAUAUAAAUGAGCCAGGUCGCACUGAUUGGGAAGGUUUUGAUACCGCGACACGGGCUGCAGCAGCUGGUGGAAUUACUACAAUUGUUGAUAUGCCUUUAAACUCUAUACCACCGACAACGACGCUGGAAAACUUAAGUAUAAAAUCGAAAGAAGCGCUAGGAAGAGUAUUUGUUGAUGUCGGAUUCUGGGGUGGUGUAAUACCGGGGAAUCAGAAAGAGCUUCGGGCAUUGAUACAAGCAGGCGUAGUUGGAUUCAAGUGUUUUCUAUGUCCAAGUGGGGUCGAUGAAUUUCCACACGUCAAUCUUCAGGACAUUGAACUGGCCUUAACAGAAUUGCAAUCCACAAAUUCUGUGCUUGCGUUUCAUGCGGAGUGCGAACUUGCUGGCUCUCUGGUGACUGGAACGAGUGAUUCUCACAUCUAUGAAACGUUUUUACGAUCACGACCGCCCGAAAUGGAAGUUGAAGCUAUAAAAAUGGUUUCUUCGCUGUGCAAAAAAUAUGGAGUAAGAUGUCACAUAGUGCAUCUAUCAGCAAGUGAUGCUCUAGACAUAAUACAGGCAGCAAAAGCAGAAGGAUCUCAUCUGACGGUUGAAACUUGUCAUCAUUACCUAAACUUCUGUGCUGAAGAAGUACCGAAAAAUGCAACUGAAUUUAAAUGCUGUCCACCGAUUCGAGAGAAGACUAACCAAAACAAGUUAUGGAGGGCAAUCGAAAAUGGCCUAAUAGACAUGGUAGUAUCUGACCAUUCUCCCUCAACAGCAGAACUUAAAAUAUGCGGUGAUUUCAUGACAGCAUGGGGUGGCAUUUCAUCUCUACAAUUUGGUCUACCGAUUAUGUGGACUGCGGCAAGGAAGAGAAAUGUAAGUUUGGAAAACGUUUCACGUUUGCUGAGUCAAGCACCAGCUAAGCUGUGUGGAUUGGAUGGUCGAAAAGGCAGUUUGCGCAAAGGAAUGGAUGCGGAUCUACUUAUCUGGGAUCCUGAGGCAACUAUUGAGAUUCAAGAAUCAUUGAUCUUACAUAAAAAUAAGUUAACGCCUUACAUGGGAAAGGAAUUAUUUGGAAAAGUAGUAGCUACUAUAAUCCGUGGUAACACAGUUUACAGAGAUGGUAUAAUACAAGAUAAACCCAUCGGUGAUCUGCUACUGCGGAAGGAGAACCAACGUGAAUAAAUUACCUAAGUACGUUUAAAAUAGCUUCACUGGUUAUUGCAUAUAACAAGUUUAGGCUACAUGCUAUCUAAUAAAAACUGUGCUAAGGUAGAAAUUAAAACAUCGUCAAGGAUGUAAGGAU